CUGGAACGUGUCUAUGAAAUUGGGAAUCAAUUUAGGAAUGAGGGUAUUGAUUUGACACACAAUCCUGAAUUCACUACCUGUGAGUUUUACAUGGCUUAUGCAGAUUACAAUGACUUGAUGAGCCUUACUGAGCAAAUGCUUAGUGGGAUGGUGAAGGAGCUUACAGGUGGCUAUAUAAUUAAGUAUCACGCAAAUGGCAUGGAUAAAGACCCAAUCGAGAUAGACUUCACCCCACCCUUUAGAAGGAUUGAUAUGAUCGAAGAUCUAGAGAAAGUGGCAAAUCUCAGUAUACCCAAGGAUCUUGCUAGUGAUGAGGCUAACAAGUAUCUGGCGGAUGCAUGCACCAAGUUUGAGAUAAGAUGUGCCCCCCCUCAGACUACAUCUAGAUUGCUGGACAAACUUGUCGGGCACUUCCUUGAAGAGAUGUGUGUUAAUCCAACUUUUAUCAUCAACCAUCCAGAAAUAAUGAGUCCGCUCGCGAAAUGGCAUAGGUCUAAGCCUGGGUUGACUGAACGAUUUGAGCUGUUUGUCAACAAGCAUGAACUUUGCAAUGCAUACACUGAGUUGAAUGUUCCUUUUGUUCAACGUCAACGCUUUGCUGAUCAGCUUAAGGACCGGCAAUCUGGUGAUGAUGAAGCAAUGGCUUUUGAUGAAACUUUUUGCACAACACUUGAAUACGGAUUACCACCUACAACUGGAUGGGGAAUUGGUAUUGAUCGACUUGCAAUGAUUUUGACCGACUCACAAAACAUCAAGGAAGUCAUAUUCUUUCCAGCUAUGAGGCCACAAGAAGAAACUAGUAAAGAAAGCCAAAACAAAUUGAGCGAAGUGAGCGAAUAGACAAAGGCUAAAGAUGUUCAAAACCAAACCACAGAAUUGUAGUACCACCCCAGAGGCAUCAUGAUACC
Cuscuta europaea is the source of this 908-nucleotide messenger RNA. The record is from the annotation of a GenBank genome assembly. Lineage: Eukaryota; Viridiplantae; Streptophyta; Magnoliopsida; Solanales; Convolvulaceae.